GACACGGGCAAGAUGGCGGCGCUGCGGCAGCCGGCGGCCCUGGGCGCCCGCCUCGCCCGCCUCCCGCCGCGGGGCCGCGCCGCCGCGCCGCCGCUGCAGCUCCGCAGGGCCUUCCGCCUCUCCGCGCCCGCCGCCAUACAGGUGACGGUGCGGGACGCGCUGAACCAGGCGCUGGAUGAGGAGCUGGAGCGAGACGAGCGCGUCUUCCUGCUGGGCGAGGAGGUGGCCCAGUAUGACGGAGCCUACAAGAUCUCCAGAGGUCUCUGGAAGAAGUACGGGGACAAGAGGGUGAUCGACACCCCCAUCUCGGAGAUGGGCUUCACUGGGAUCGCUGUCGGUGCUGCUAUGGCAGGAUUGAGACCAGUGUGUGAAUUCAUGACAUUCAACUUCUCCAUGCAAGCAAUCGACCAGGUUAUAAACUCAGCUGCCAAGACCUGUUACAUGUCUGCAGGAGCAAUCGCUGUUCCCAUUGUGUUCCGGGGCCCCAACGGGGCAUCGGCCGGCGUGGCGGCGCAGCACUCGCAGUGCUUCGCAGCGUGGUACGGCCACUGCCCGGGCCUCAAAGUUGUUAGUCCUUGGAGCUCGGAAGAUGCCAAAGGUCUGCUGAAAGCAUCAAUCCGGGAUGAUAAUCCAGUUGUGAUGCUGGAAAAUGAAUUGCUGUACGGUGUCCCCUUUGAAAUGUCUGAACAGGCACAGUCAAAGGAUUUCAUUGUUCCAAUUGGAAAAGCUAAAAUUGAAAGGGAAGGAACUCAUGUUACAUUAGUGUCACACUCAAGACCUGUUGGACACUGUUUGGAAGCAGCUGCUGUGCUUGCCAAAGAAGGGGUGGAGUGUGAGGUUAUAAAUCUGCGAACCAUUCGACCGAUGGAUGUUGAAACAGUGGAAGCCAGCGUUGUAAAGACAAACCACCUUGUAACCGUAGAAGGAGGCUGGCCACAGUUUGGAGUGGGAGCUGAAAUCUGUGCCAGGAUCAUGGAAGGACCUGCCUUUAACUACCUGGACGCCCCAGCUGUGCGUGUCACCGGCGCAGACGUGCCCAUGCCUUACGCAAAGAUUUUAGAAGAUAACUGCAUUCCUCAAGUGAAGGAUAUCAUAUUUGCAGUGAAGAAAACUUUGAAUAUCUAAGUUGUAAAUACAUGUUCUGUGGUCCUGCUUUACAAAAUAUUCAUGGUGUAGGGCAAGUUGUAUGCAUACCUUCUCUUGUAUAGCUACGUGAACUUUUUGUACAGUGGGGGAAGUACGGUGGCCUCCUGGAAUAUUUAUAUGGGGUUACUCGCUAAGCCACACAUUAUAUAAGCAACAAUGUGGUAGUGCCUGGUUGGUUGUUUAACAGUUCUGGUGGGUUAGUUGCUACUGUUCGGGGAGAAAUCCUCCAUUUCUGCUUGGUUUGUAAUUAUCAGAGGAGCUGCUGUUAAACCAGCUGUAGGGUGGCUGAGUGCAGAACUGCAGCGAGCACGAGGAGGCCAUGUCCUGCCCUAGCUGGUGUACAGCUCUCCAGGAGCCCAUGGGCAGCUGGCUUAUUCUGAAGCAAGUGAAGCUUUGCUUUUCAGUACAAUUACCUGUACACAGAGGCUGGGGAAGCCUGUGGUAUGGGCCAAGAGAUGGCUUAACGUGUUCAGUUGGGAGAUCACUCUGCUCAUGCAGAAAAGCUGCACAAGAGUUAAAGAUCCUGAUCCUCUUCACUAUGUGAUGGGAAACACUACCUGGUUUAUGUUCGCUAGCUACCACAUAUGGUGAUAAAAGAAAUACUUGCCCAGAUGUUUUGUAUUUAUGUUUGUUGUUGUUUGAGGUUUGGGGUUUUUUUAUCUUGUUGCACAGGCCAACAAUGGCAUGCUCAAACUAUAGUUCUUAACAGUGCAAAGUUCCUUUAUUCAGACUGAAACAGCAGUUGUGCAGACUGUGUUUGAAGGGCUGGUAAGCAGUGGGGGCAGGCUUGUGGCAGGGUACCAAGGCAAAGCUAAGGGGCCAGUCCUGGCAGGGAGAGCUCUGCCCUCCCCAGAGCAGGAGCUACCUGCAGGAGUCGGGGUGGUGGGACUCACGCUGUACCCUGGGCAGUCUGCCUUGGCCCUGAGCUGCUGGAGGGGAGAUCCUUACCUCUGCAUGCAGACUGAAGAACUUGGGUCCCUUUCAUCCAUAGGCCAGGAAUACCUCUCAGGGUACUUCCUUUAGCAGUAAAGUGCUGUCAGGCUUUGGGGAGGCUGGGCUUGAGGGUGCAAUCUGAGGCGAAUACACCCACCACCACUGCUGAAGGAAUUCCAUUAACAUUUUAAUAAAAAUGACUGAAUAUCACAGGUUACAUGAAA
Molecule: messenger RNA, 2303 nt
Organism: Colius striatus (speckled mousebird)
Lineage: Eukaryota; Metazoa; Chordata; Aves; Coliiformes; Coliidae
Gene: PDHB
Product: pyruvate dehydrogenase E1 subunit beta
Exons: 9
Coding region: 13-1125 (370 amino acids)
Biological process (GO): pyruvate decarboxylation to acetyl-CoA
Molecular function (GO): pyruvate dehydrogenase (acetyl-transferring) activity
Source: RefSeq, a predicted model, not a curated record